This is a messenger RNA of Nicotiana tabacum (common tobacco), 907 nucleotides long. Its product is annotated as histone H3.3. Gene Ontology annotation, molecular function: DNA binding; structural constituent of chromatin; protein heterodimerization activity. Gene Ontology annotation, cellular component: nucleosome. Lineage: Eukaryota; Viridiplantae; Streptophyta; Magnoliopsida; Solanales; Solanaceae. The record is from RefSeq and is a predicted model, not a curated record.
UAUAUAUAUAAUCCUUAACCUCCGCUCUUCGAGAACUUUUUUAUUUACAAAACAAAAAGAGAGAAGAAGAAGAAGAAAAAAAGAAGAUUUCAUCAGAGAUGGCUCGUACCAAGCAAACUGCUCGUAAGUCUACAGGAGGAAAGGCUCCAAGGAAGCAACUUGCUACCAAGGCUGCUCGUAAGUCUGCUCCUACCACUGGUGGUGUGAAGAAGCCACAUAGAUACCGCCCUGGUACUGUUGCUCUUCGUGAAAUCCGUAAGUACCAGAAGAGUACUGAGCUCUUGAUCAGGAAGCUUCCGUUCCAGAGGCUUGUUCGUGAAAUUGCCCAGGACUUUAAGACUGAUCUGCGUUUCCAGAGUCAUGCUGUCCUGGCUCUGCAGGAGGCUGCUGAGGCCUACUUGGUGGGUCUAUUUGAGGACACUAACCUUUGUGCCAUUCACGCCAAGCGUGUGACAAUUAUGCCCAAGGACAUUCAACUUGCCAGACGAAUUAGGGGCGAGCGUGCUUAAUAUGAUCAACUCUAGCUAGUAGCAUUGUUGGUCCUUUCUUGCUCUUCUUUGUUAGACAUAAAGGCAGUAACUAAAUCUAGUAGUAGGGCUUGUUGCUUUGAAUUUGUUGGUGGCUGGUGGUGUGCUGUAAUUUGUUGGUGUUUUUUUGGAGAAGGGGAAAAACAUGAUAUUUUGUUUGGAUCUCUAAUGUUUUGUUGUCACACCACUGGUGUCGAACAAUGUUCAGUGUUUUCUUCUAAUGGUUAGUUCAAGUUGUUGUGGAUAAAUGAUUAUACUGUGCUCUUCGUAAACAUAGGAUGCAUUUGUACCAUUUAAAUGGAUGCUUGGAUUUGGGUAGUGAAAGCGUGGACUAGGUUUUCUGAUGCAUCUGUUGUAGUCACUAUUCUGAGAUUAUGAGA